Molecule: messenger RNA, 1738 nt
Organism: Cheilinus undulatus (humphead wrasse)
Lineage: Eukaryota; Metazoa; Chordata; Actinopteri; Labriformes; Labridae
Gene: gjb8
Product: gap junction protein beta 8
Exons: 2
Coding region: 180-974 (264 amino acids)
Biological process (GO): cell communication
Cellular component (GO): connexin complex
Source: RefSeq, a predicted model, not a curated record
GUUCAGGUCUGACUCCAUACCUACUGUCUGUCUCUGCUGGACUCGUGGGAACCAAUUAUUAAAGUCACAGAGGAACUAAAGGACUUAUGGUUUUUAACUUCAUGGGAAGUUUGUGAGAAUAUUUUGGAUUAUUUCUGCAGAGUCCGGUUUUCUGAGCUUCCAGAGUCCUCUUCGCCACAAUGAGUUGGGGGGCACUUUACGCCCAGCUGGGGGGCGUCAACAAACACUCCACCAGUCUGGGAAAGAUUUGGCUUUCAGUCCUUUUCAUCUUCCGCAUCACUAUCCUGGUUCUGGCUGCUGAGAGCGUCUGGGGAGAUGAACAGUCAGACUUCACGUGCAACACGCAGCAGCCUGGCUGCAAAAACGUCUGCUAUGACCACUUCUUCCCUGUGUCACAUAUCCGCCUUUGGUGUCUGCAGCUCAUCUUUGUGUCCACACCUGCUCUGUUGGUGGCCAUGCACGUCGCCUACAGAAAACGUGGGGAUAAGAGGACCAUGUUGGCCUCCAACGGCACCGACAAGGCGACAGAUACAGACCUGGAGACGCUAAAGAAGAGGCGUCUGCCAAUCACAGGGCCGCUGUGGUGGACGUAUACAUGCAGCUUGUUCUUCAGGCUCAUCUUUGAGGGAGGCUUCAUGUAUGCACUCUACUUUGUCUAUGAUGGUUUCCAGAUGCCCCGACUGGUGAAGUGUGAGCAGUGGCCUUGCCCCAACAAGGUGGACUGCUUCAUCUCCAGACCAACAGAGAAGACUGUCUUCACUAUCUUCAUGGUGUCCUCAUCAGCCAUCUGCAUGGUGCUGAAUAUAGCUGAGCUGGGCUACCUCAUCGUUAAAGCACUGAUGAGGUGUUCCUCCAGGUCAAACAGGAGGAAACAUAACUACACCAACACAGACAGGGAUAACGCUCUGAACAAGAAGAACGAGAUGCUGCUGUCAUCGUCUUCAGACUCCUCCACCAAUAAGACGAUGUGUUGAAAGACUGUCAUUAGUGGUGAAACAUUAACAGAGAAGAAAAGCACAAACAGUAGCUCCAACAACCCUAGACUACCUAAGUUUGUGUCUUUAGUUUAGGCUCUUAAUGUAAGAAUUGUUUCAUGGGAAGGUGAGCCCUUCUGGAGUCAGUUUUAAGACUGUGGGAACUGCAAUUAAGCACAAGAGAAAGGUAGUUUAAUAUGACAGCAGGGGUGGAAGCAAUGCAUAAUCAAUCUUUGCCCCUACAUAUGGCCUCAGAUUUGUGACUAGAGGCAGAAAAAAAAAUCCUGGUGCAAAAAUACCCAAACUUAUAUCACCCAGUAUGCAUUUAAAUUUGAUAGCGUUCCCACUAGUUAGUGUAAACUACAGAGCCUGUUUGCCUUCCUCACAAGUGUCACCUUACUUUUCAUACUGUAGUUUUUACUGUAGUAGUAUUUUGUGGUUUUAAUUUAUUGAUCAUGGUUUGAUGUUGCUUGAAUGUGCUGAGCUUUGCCAGAGUGACUGGUUGGGUCUUUGAAUGAGUCUAUGCUGACAUCUAGUGGUUCAAAAGUGGACCAUCUACGAGCGCCAACACUUUCCUCAAAAGCCUGAAGGAUUAAUGUUGUGUUACAGAGAAGGACAGGGAACACAUGAAGUCAUGAACAAGAGGUCCCAGUGCCUUUGUGAUUACGUCUUAAAGUUUAGUUUACAACAGCUUAUGAUUGAAUUUUUUUCCAGUUAUUGAUAACAGCUUUCUGCUGUGUUGAAUCAAGCGACUGUAGCAUGAA